AUGGGGAAGAAGCGAGUGGACGUCGGACCCUCUGCGCGCAAGGAGCGCGGGCGCCACAAAGGCGCCGAGGCUCCGUCCUGUCGCAGAGAAGACGAGAGCGACGCUAGCUACCGCCGUCGCGCAUUUCCGCUGACGCUGCGCAUGUGGGACUUCCAGCAGUGCGACGCCAAGCGCUGCACGGGCCGUAAAUUGUGUCGCUUGGGUUACAUCAAGAGUAUGAAGCCGGGGAUGCACUUUCGAGGGCUCGUGCUCUCUCCUGCAGGUGAACAGGCGGUAUCUGCCGCUGAUCGGGAGCUGGUCAUGGGCACGGGCAUCUCGGUGAUCGACUGUAGCUGGGCCAAAGUGCAGGAGUUGCCCUAUAAACAGCUACGGUCGGGCGUCCAUCGGCUGUUGCCGUUCCUUGUAGCUGCUAAUUCCGUGAAUUAUGGCCGGCCACAUAAAUUGUCGUGUGCUGAAGCGAUUGCCGCGACGCUGUACAUUGUGGGGUGUCAAGACGAAGCGAGACAAGUCAUGGACGAGUUUUCGUGGGGAGCUGAGUUUCUCAAGAUUAAUGCAGACUGUCUCGCAGCCUAUGCCGCUUGUGAGAACAGUGCUGAGGUGGUUAAGGCUCAGAACGAUUACUUGGCCGCAUGCCAAUCCGAGCAUAAGGAACGGCAGCAGCAGAUGAAGUUGCCGAGCCUAGAAGACAGUGAUGACGAUGAGGAAGAGGACGAAGAUGAAGGUGUGGAGCUCGAUCGCUUUGGCAAUGUCAUGGCACCUCGUCAAGUGUCGACUGCAGUGGAGAUGAAGGAUGGUACCGUUAGCCAGGAGUCUGACCAAGAGCUAAGGCAAUGCGAAGGUUCAGUGAUAACGUCGCCUUCUAGUGUCCGUAGCGAACGACUGGACUCUGACGAAGCGAUUGCGGGCUUGAUGGAAAACUUGCACCGUGCAGCAGACUCGGUCAAGAAAACGCACAAGAUGCGCGAGGACGCUCGUAACGCUCGUGAGUUGGAUAGUGAGAAAGCGUAUGCAUAUUCUUCCAUGGAAGACGUCCAUCGUCAACAGGUGGCGACAGUAUGUUUGGAACGAACUGCUGUGGCUGUAUCUGGUGAUGCAGUGCUGCAGCUCCCGAUGUCUGUGUUCCACCAGUGGGAACAAGACGAUGCACGUCGAGACCGGGAUAAGGCGUAG
Molecule: messenger RNA, 1170 nt
Organism: Peronospora matthiolae
Lineage: Eukaryota; Oomycota; Peronosporomycetes; Peronosporales; Peronosporaceae
Source: the annotation of a GenBank genome assembly